Asparagus officinalis (garden asparagus) is the source of this 582-nucleotide messenger RNA. RefSeq lists its product as uncharacterized. The record is from RefSeq and is a predicted model, not a curated record. NCBI's taxonomy places the organism in Eukaryota, Viridiplantae, Streptophyta, Magnoliopsida, Asparagales, Asparagaceae. The coding region runs from base 1 to 582 and encodes 193 amino acids. The transcript has a single exon.
AUGGCUCUUUAUGAGGCGUUGUAUGAGAGGCUAUAUAGAUCUCUGAUUUGUUGGGUGGAGUCGGAGGAUAGCUUACUGCUUGGACUAGAUCUUGUGAGAGAAACCACAGAGAAGGUAGCGAUAAUUCGGGAGUAUAUUCUUGCAGCCCAGAGUCGACAGAAGAGCUACGCAGAUCAGAGGCAACGACCCUUAGAAUUUCAAGUUGGAGACUACAUCUUAUUGAAUGUAUCUCCUAUGAAGGGAGUCAAACAGUUCGACAGACUGGGAAAGUUUUCCCUAAGAUAUAUUGGUAUGUUUAGGAUUAUUGAUCAUGUCGGAGCCAUCUCGUAUCGACUAGAUCUUCCAGCAUCGAUGUCGGGUGUACACGGUGUCUUUCAUGUCUCGAUGCUUAAGAAACACUUACGCGACGAGGAGCAGCAUAGAGUGGUUGAUGUGUUAGACUUAGAACUUCAGAUGGAUUUGACUAGAGUUGAGAUACCAGUUCACAUUCUUGCUAGAGAGGACAAGAAACUUAGGAAUAAAGUGAUCCCAUUAGUUAAAGUGCAGUGGAACAGGAAAGGAGCUCAAGAAGCUACUUGGUAG